This is a messenger RNA of Peronospora matthiolae, 669 nucleotides long. The record is from the annotation of a GenBank genome assembly. NCBI's taxonomy places the organism in Eukaryota, Oomycota, Peronosporomycetes, Peronosporales, Peronosporaceae.
AUGGCCGAAGGUAAAUGGCAGCUCGUCAGCCAAGGCGCUGAGGCGAAAAUCUUCGAGACGGAGUUUGCUGGCCGCGCGUGCAUUAUCAAGGAGCGCGUCAAGAAGAGCUAUCGCCUUCCAGUGCUGGACAAGAAGCUCUCGCACCGCCGUCUCGUGCAGGAAGCUCGUUGUAUACUGAAAUGCCGUCGUGCUGGUGUCCUCACGCCCGCCAUCUUUCUCGUGGACGAAGACAAGGGGCGCCUGUACCUGGAAAAAGUGCAGGGUGGCAGUCUAAAAACCUACUUGCAACGAGGUUACAAGCUCGACCCAACGUAUGGUCCCAUAGCCUUGGAAAAAGCCUACCAGAUCGGGGAAGCAAUUGCCAAGAUGCAUGAUGCAGAUGUUGUCCACGGUGAUCUGACAACGUCGAAUAUGAUGCUGAGCAACGACGAGGCCACGAAUGUGACGAUGAUUGACUUUGGCUUGGCCAACUCGCAACCGCUCCCUGAGGACAAGGCCGUCGACCUCUAUGUCAUGGAGCGUGCGUUUGCUAGCACUCACGUCAACUCGGAGCUCUUGGUGGAAGAAGUGCUGCGUGCAUACCGAGCAAAAUCCCGUCGUUCUGACGCGAUUUUCCAAAAGCUUUCUCAAGUGCGUAUGCGAGGCCGCAAGCGUACAAUGGUCGGAUAG